GGGAGCGGCCCGGCUCCUCAUGAACCGGCUCUACUUUAAUCACUAUGAGAUUGUGUAAUGGGGAAGCAGCGCCCUCUGGCGCCGCGACACGGAGCUGCGCUUCUGCGCAACAGGUGAGACGCAGGUAACGCGGAAACGAGACCAAACGAAAGCACAGGCGCAGUGAUGGCUCAGCAGGACCUGCAGCAGGACUUUCAGAACCAGUUUAACGAUGUCGUGAGCAGACUGCAGUCUAAGCAGCUCUUCCAAUCGGACUGGGACAUUGCUUCCUUUGCCAUCUUCUUCAUUUUUAUAGGUAUGGUGCUGCUGCUGGUCAUUCUGGUUAUCAUUCGAUGCUGCUGCUGUUGCUGCUGCGAUGAAAAGCCCAAAAGACGUAAAGUGGGCAUCGACAACAUGGGACUGGAACCAUAAAGACCAGGAUUAGUAUCAGGAUCAGAGUCAAAUCAACUUCAACACUAUAUUUCAAUCAUACCACUUUAUUAACUAUUUUACUCUUGAAAUUGUGCCACAUAAUAAUGUGAAUGUUUCAAAAUGAGUUAUGAAUAAGGGGCAUAUGUAAACUGGAUGUAAACAGGCAGAGUUCUGAAAUGUAAAUAUUGUUAUGAAGGUGAACAAACACAUUUCCCAAAUCCUCUUCAUCAUCUUUCAGUUCAAUAAGGCAACAUUUUCUGCACUGUACGGCAUGCAGGGCAAAUAUUUACAGAGUUAAGUACUGUUUUCUUUUUCUCUGAGACUUUUAAUAUGUAAACAAAUCUAACACUUAUGUAAGCUGAUGUAAUCAGUCAUAGAAUUAUUUAUGAUUUAAUAAAAAAAACUCAUAAACCUC
Messenger RNA from Pygocentrus nattereri (red-bellied piranha), 826 nucleotides. It is a transcript of the gene smim22, whose product is annotated as small integral membrane protein 22. Lineage: Eukaryota; Metazoa; Chordata; Actinopteri; Characiformes; Serrasalmidae. The transcript is spliced from 4 exons. The record is from RefSeq and is a predicted model, not a curated record. Bases 166 to 411 code for a protein of 81 amino acids. Gene Ontology annotation, biological process: regulation of cell population proliferation.